This is a messenger RNA of Prunus armeniaca (apricot), 267 nucleotides long. The record is from the annotation of a GenBank genome assembly. Lineage: Eukaryota; Viridiplantae; Streptophyta; Magnoliopsida; Rosales; Rosaceae.
AUGGGGAACAAAUUUUCUUUAUGCCUUACAAUCCAAGCUGUCAUUGGGUCUUGCUCACACAUAGGCAAACAAUGCCGUAAAGCACCUAUUUGGAAAACUCUACAAGGCGCACCAAAGCAACCCAGCAGUGUAGAGUGUGGCUAUUAUGUCAUGCGCUUUAUGAGAGACAUCAUCACAGAUCCUUCUUUGGAGUUUGAGAAGAAGUUUGAAAAGGGCAAAGAUCAAGCACCAUACCCCCAAAAAGCCAUUGAAGAAGUGAGGAAAUAA